ACUUGUCCGAACAGAUAGCCAGCGUUAUGUACAUGAAAUAUAGCGGCGAUUUUUAGCAAAUAACAAGAAACAAGGGGAAGAGAAAGAAACAAAAGGGGACUGUGUGUGUGCUUGAGUGUGUGUGUGUGCAAGAGAAAGAGAAAGAGAUAGAGAGAGGGGAGAAAGAGGCGAAAAGACACAAACGGUGAGAUAUAAAGCGAAAGAGGGAGGGAGAUAGAUAGAUAGAGGAGCAGAGGAAGAACGAACUAGCAAACUAGCGAACUAGCGAACUGGCGGGAGAGAGAGAGAUCAAGAGAGGACGAUAUUGGGGGGAAAAUGAAUUGCUUUCCCUAUAUGACAACCUAUUGCGUUAUUCUUUGGCUAUUAUUUAAAGUAAUUAUUCCGUGGCUAUCGUCAGUCACGUCAGAUUCAUAUAGGAAAUUGGAUAAACAUCAGAAGAUGAUUUGGAGUGAGAAUGUCGUUUCGACUAUACACGCCAUUGUUGUCUCCUUGCUAGCCACUUGGAUUUUACUAUAUGACGAAGCAGUUAUAAAGGAGCCAGUCUUAGGAGACAGUUGGAGUAUAAGACAAUUAGCGUCUAUCGCCUGCGCCUUCAUGUUGGUCGAUAUCGUUAUUAUGUACUCUGUAGGCGACCGUUCUUCACUCUUCUACAUUCAUCAUCUUAGCGUAGCUUUAACAUCGCUGUACUGCAUGAGAGAAGGCCGUUUCUGCCCAUGGUUUACAUCCAUCAAGACUCUAAGUGAAGCUUCGACACCGUUUGUUCAUGCCAAUUGGUUCCUAAAAGCAUCCAAAAUAUCCGAAGAUAGCGUUGCCGCAAAACUCUUAACGUAUGCAGUAUUUACCAUGUGUAGAAUAUUACUUAUCCCAAUCUUUUGGUUUAACACCUAUAUUCAUUGGGAGAAAGGCUGGUCGAUAAAGAUUGUAUGGGUUUUAAUCCUAAGUUCCAGUGUCGUUUUAGACUUACUAAAUAUCAGGUGGUGGUGGCAAAUGACUGUCAAAUUUCUCUAUUAUGCACGUUGUAUAAUUCAAAACGUUGCAUACGAUGAUAAAAGACACCGACUUCCAUCUACUAUUUACAACAAGUCAGAAAAGGCUGAAAAACAAAUGACGUUCAUGCGUUGAUAAACCG
Molecule: messenger RNA, 1129 nt
Organism: Dimorphilus gyrociliatus
Lineage: Eukaryota; Metazoa; Annelida; Polychaeta; Dinophilidae
Source: the annotation of a GenBank genome assembly